CCAAGGGAAUGUUGCCACAAUGGUAGAGCUGACAGCCGAAGCCAAUCCUGAAAUAACCACAGAAGUUAAGACCAACAUGUCGGAUCAUUCUCAAAUACAGGACAAGACCAGCACGCUGAGGAAGGACUUAGUGAGGAAGUCUAGGAGCCGGAGCACCUCCAGACCAAAAGAAAUCAUGUUGACUCCCAAGAAGGCAGAGAUCUGCCUCCAGGAAGUGCCCAAGAUCAACCGGUCCCGUUCCCAGAGCACCCCUCGCUUUGGUCAGCUCAGCCACAACUCUUUCUUCUCCAGACACAAUCCUCAUCCCAACCGAGUGUCUCACAUUCAAGCAGAUCUUUCUGGGAAUCCCAUUUGCACUGUAAGAGACAACAUAACUCACCCCUCACCGCCUCCACCUGUAUCCAGUCCUAACUGCUCCAUCAACAUUUUAGGAGCACCUCAAAUCCAGAUGCCCAUCGGAGACCCACAGUCCCUUGUGGAACCCCGCUUAACCCUGAGUUCGUUGUCAAGUGUUUGGAAAGAGGAGCUAAAGGAGCUGGCCUCCAAGGUGGCUGCCUUCUCCAAGGAAGCAGAAAUGAAGAAGAAAAAGAAGGAAGAGGCAGAGAGGUUGGACCAGUACUCCCCACAGACAGGGAGGCUCAUCCCAGGCUACAUACGGACCAUGAUGAGCCGAGCCCCCCGAACCUCCCCCAGAGGCAACCUUCAGAGCAAAGACAUGACACCUGUUGUCCAAGACCAAGAACUACUAAUCUUGGAACUGCUGUGUCAGAUCCUACAGACAGACUCUCUGACUGCCAUCCAGUACUGGCUUAUCUCAGCUAGCCCCAGGGAAAAGGACCUAGUCCUGGGCCUCCUCCAGACAGCCGUGGCCGGUCUGAUGCUGGAGCCCCUGAUAUCCUUGCCAGAGGAGAGGAUCAUGACAGCUCGCUCCACUGACCCCAACAAUCCAGGCUUCCUCAGCAAAAGCCUGAUACCGCAGAGGAGUCUGAAGCAAAGUCAAAAUGGACCAAAAGCAAAGACAGAACCUGUAUCAUCACAUGAAAAACCAGGUAAAAGCCAUUCCACUCGAACUUCUAAAGACUCAAGUUUCUCAAGCUGUGUUCUGUGGUUAUGGAAUUAGGGGGGCCAGGAGAACAGUCUGACACUAGGAAGUCCUCUGACAGUGGCCAUUCCUGCCUCCCAUCCCAACAGUGGGGACCUGAACACUGAGGGGGUUGGCCAAGCCAAGGACCCCCUCCCUCUGCUGCUUUUCAUUCCCAAGCCAAAGCUCAGACUGUCCAUCCACCCUGUCUAGAGGGCUGGUAUCUGCAAAAUGAAGUCAGUUUGGGCCCAAACCAGAGCUGCCCCCAACUCCGGUGCCCCACUCCUUUCUCCCCCAGGAGUUACCAAAUAGUGAAUGGACGGAAUAGUGCCCUUUGCAAACCUUCAGGCACUCCAUAAAAGCUAGCCAUUAUUACAUUUGAGAGAAGAGUUCCUGUUCCUGUCAUCAGGAAGCUCAGAAUCUUGUUGAAGAGCCUUAAAAUGGCAGAUUAUCGGUUUCCAAAAUGAACAGACUCAGAGUUGUGGGUGUUAGCUAUGGAAUCUCCCCCUGCCUUGGCCUGGCCAGACACCCCCCUCUUCAGAUUUAGCAGGGCAGACAACUCAGCCCAGAUGGAUCUCAGGCAUUUUCAUUAUGACCACCUGAACAAAUGGUGGGAGGAGCAAAGUAGUAUCCAUCACCCCAACUCCACUUAAUCAAGGGUGCGAGCACCCCAGAAGGGACUUCAUGCAGCACCCCCCAUGCCUCGACAAGAAUCUUCUUUGCACCAUCCCUAAUAAGUGACUACCCAGUUAUUCCCCUACAGUAAUGGAGAACUCACUACCUCCUAAGGCAAAGCAUUCCAUUUUUGGACAGUUCUAAUCUGUAAAAUUGUCGCUUAGAAAGGGCCUAAAUCUGCCCCUCUGCAGUGACCUACCCCAUCCAAUCACCUCAUUGCCCCUAGUACUGUCCUCUUGGGCAAGGCAGAACAAGCCUUAGCCCUCAGUCAUAGGACGGCCCUUCAAAUACUUAGCUAACUCUCCUGGGUUCUCUCACUGAAUCCUUUUAUAGCAUGGUUUCCAGGAAUGAACUAGAAUAAAUAAUUCCAGGCAUCUAGUAAGUGCUUAACAAAUGCUUUAAACUGCCUCCUACAACCCCCUUCCCACCAAAGCUUGAUUACCAAUGAUGCUUGUCAAUGUCCAUUCUAAAAUGGCACAAGAACCGGACUUAAGACUCUGGAGAUCGGCUGGCCAGGGCCCCUGCCUCCCCGGAAAGAUAAAUGAAUCAGCUUGAAGGCUUAGCACAGUGCCUAACACAUAGUAGGUAAUUAAGAAAUGUUGGUUGAUUAAUAAAGGGAGUGGUUGAUGCCUGGGGCAAGAAGAGCCUCCCUUUAGCUUGAGUUCCUCUGUGAGGCCUCCUUGGAUCAAUCAGCCCAAACUCCUAGCCUUUCCGUGUCUGCCACGACAGACUUUCCUUUGUACCUGAACCUGUCACAGGCGGAGAUUUGACCAGUGGGGCAGUCAUGUGGUAAACAUGCCAAGGCAUCAUGAGAAAGAGGAGUUACUCAGUCAGGCCCAGGCCUAGCAUGGGAGAGUGUCUGGUCCAAAGUCACACAAUCCCAUCCUAGGAUGUGGCUCUAGAAGGGGCCUAAUCCAACCUUUUUAUUUCAUUUUAUUUAACCAGGUUCUAGAGAAGGGAAAUUACUUGGCUACAGUCACAUAGGGAGUAAGCCACCAAGCCCAGAUUAGAACCUCUGACUCCGAGCUGGGCACUCUUGCUCACUCAUAGCCACAACUUGGUUUCAGACUCAAGAAAGCAUUUAGACUGGGGACACUGGGCAGUCUCCUCCUUCCCCUUCCUUUCCUUUCCCUUCCUGGCAUGAUUUCUCUUUUCCCAGAAUGCAUCGGUGAUGCUGAGGUUCUACAGUUUUGUGAAAAUCCAGAGGACAGAAAGAAGAAAAUGUAACUGAGUCCCAGAAGUAUUCCCCCCAUCUACAUGGGCAUCCCAUGCGAGGCCAUUCCUGCUUGAUGCUGGGAGUUCUCCUAAGUGAUGGCCUUCAUCUGGGUGGCUGCCUGGGACAUUCUCUGUAAAAUAAAAUACGUUGUCUUUGGUUUACCAAGAUGACACUGCUGACCCAC
Messenger RNA from Trichosurus vulpecula (common brushtail), 3156 nucleotides. RefSeq names its product thymus, brain and testes associated (gene TBATA). The transcript is spliced from 9 exons. NCBI's taxonomy places the organism in Eukaryota, Metazoa, Chordata, Mammalia, Diprotodontia, Phalangeridae. The record is from RefSeq and is a predicted model, not a curated record. Bases 20 to 1120 code for a protein of 366 amino acids.